Mytilus trossulus (common blue mussel) is the source of this 436-nucleotide messenger RNA. RefSeq names its product G-protein coupled receptor 157-like. Lineage: Eukaryota; Metazoa; Mollusca; Bivalvia; Mytilida; Mytilidae. Bases 8 to 436 code for a protein of 142 amino acids. The record is from RefSeq and is a predicted model, not a curated record. The transcript has 2 exons.
AAUCAGUAUGAAGAAUAAAUGUGCACUUUACCAUAUUUUACAGUCGAGAACUACAUUGACCAAAGCAAAGAAAACUCGGAAAGCAGCACUUCAGGAAGCCAACUUAAAAUUGACCUUCGUACCUGUCGUCUUCAUAGUAUUUAGAUUUUGGGGUACUCUAAGAUUUCUGCUGGGAUUUUUUGCUCACGAUUAUGCCAGUUCUGGAGAUUCCAGAUGGAUUGCCAUACUACAAGGAAUUGGCGACAGUAUUCAAGGUUUUGCAAACUUUGUGUUUUACGUUUGUCUAACAGAACAAGUAAGGAAGAGAAUAUUUUCAACAAUUCGAUGUAAAAAGCCUGAGACUGCACAGACCACGUUCUCGGAGACUGGUCCAUCACAUUCCAGGAUUGGAACCGUCCAAACAGAGCACUGUAAUAAUUCAAUAAGACCACAAUAA